UCACACUGCUAUAUUUCAUGCAUUGACGACAUCAACGUAUCAAUCGGACCGGCGUACGCAUGCUUAGAGCUGGAGAGGAGCGCAUGUACACAUUGUACUAUUGAUGAAAAUCAUCUGGAAACGACCGCGCACCGCCUUGCAUUGGUGUUCAUGUAAAAAAAAAAAAAAAAAGUAUAUAAAAACCGCUUUUAUCAAACAAAGCUGCAAAUUGCAGAGCUAAGUGAAGAAGACAUGAGUGUGUGACGACGCUUUGCAAGUGGCUAAGAUGACUGCCAUGACAAUUCAAUGAGAGGAGAGGACACCAAGUGAAGUAUCCCCCGCUUGCUGGAAAGGACACACAGAGUGUUCAAGGUAAAGAGAGGAGAGGGAGAAGAAGAGAGGAGGAGGAAGAAAGAAGGUAUAAGAAAAGAAAGGAGAAGCAGAGGAGCGAGGGAAAGGGAGAGAAAGCGAAGGAUAAACGGUGGAUGGAGGCGGCUCGGACCGGGGCUACGGAGCGCUCUUCACCGACGAAGAAGAAGAACAGCAGCAGCAUCAAGGGGGAGAAGAGAUGGAGGCGAAAGGCAGAAACAUGCCCUCAGAUAUCAGUUUCCUUCCGCGCCCAGCGAUGGUGUGGUGUGAGCGGGGCAUCCAGGUGCUGCUGACCACCAUGGGAGCGUUCGCGGCCUUUGCCCUAAUGACGGUAGCUAUUGGUACAGACUACUGGCUGUACGCCCGCGCCUUCAUCUGCAACAGCACAGCCAACUCUUCCCAGGAGGACUCCAACAACAAGGACAAGAAAGACCCUGGGGCACUUACCCACUCCGGCCUCUGGAGGAUCUGCUGCCUGGAAGGCUUGAAGCGAGGUGUGUGUUCCCAGAUCGAUCAUUUCCCAGACGACGCUGACUACGACCAAGAUUCUGCAGAGUAUCUGCUGCGUGUGGUGCGAGCCUCCAGCAUCUUCCCCAUCCUCAGCGCCAUAUUGCUCCUGCUGGGUGCAGUGUGUGUUGCUUCCAGUAGCUUCUACAAGAGCAAAAGAAACAUCAUUCUCGGUGGAGGGAUCCUCUUUGUAGCUGCAGGCCUCAGUAACAUCAUCGGAGUGAUCGUGUACAUCUCAGCAGCACUGAGCGACAUCUCCCCUAAGAAAGAUGAGGACAAGAAGUGGCACUACUCCUACGGCUGGUCCUUCUAUUUUGGUGGCCUGUCCUUCAUCCUGGCCGAGAUGGUGGGCGUCCUCGCUGUAAACAUUUACAUCGAGAAGAACAAGGAGCUGCGCUGCCGCUCUCGCACCGACCUCUUCAAGAGCACCACGCAUGCCAUGCUGCGAUUGCCCAGCUACCGCUUCAGACGACGCUCUCGCUCCAGCUCGCGCUCCACCGACCCACCGCGCUCACAGGAGACCUCGCCCAUUGGCACGUCCAAGACCUUCAGCCUGCCGCCCUCUGCUCCACCCUUCUCCGUGGCCACUCUGCCAAACCCGCACCAUACCAGCAGCGGUGGAAGUGGAGGCGGCGACAUCUCCAUGUACACCCUAACGAGGGACUCCAAGAUGGGCAGCCUGGGAGGCGGCGCUCCACCUCUCUACGGCACAGUGGACCGCGCCACACUGUACCAACUCCACAACUACUUUCCAAAAGAUUCCAGCGGCAGUGGUGGAGGAGGAGGAGGGGCGAUAAGCAGUGGCACACUCCCAUCUCACUCCAAGUCCAAUUUGGCGGCGGCGGCGGCUGUAGCCCAGAAUGCAGCACCUCUGAAUACCUCCACGUCCGCCGUCACACCGGCCCAGCCGGCUCCGAUAUCUACAGCCACCAUGGAGAGGGACAGGGGCAACAUGGGAACCCUGGACCGACUGACGGCCAAAAGAGACAGGGAUAGCAACUCAGAUACACUUAACAGGAAAACUACGCCAGUUUAAAACUAAACCUCAGAGAGGCGGGAGAGAGGGUUUAAGAGACGUUAGAGAUAUCUGAGUUGAGAGAGAGCAAGAGUAGGGCUGAAAAUGUGUGGGUGACACUUCAAAGGUAAUGUUUCUGUCCUUGAGCCUGGGGUAUCUAGCUGCCAUAAUUACUUACCAAUAUCAUUAACAGUCAUAGAGCACCUGAGAUUAUGUGCAAAUUCAUGACAACUGCCUUAAAAUGGUCAUGACUUUAGCUACCAACACUUGUUUUUGAGUUAAUUAUACAGCAAUGGUGCAGUGGAGGCUUCGGCAUGAGGAAAAUGGUUUUUCGUUGAUGCACAAAAUCACACACACACAACUGGGAGCUUCCCAGUAAAACCAGUCUCCUGCUGCUGGUUGGGGGUGAAGCGCCUUGCUGAGGAGGCGGGGGAGCUCAGUAGUUAUUUACUCUCCCCUUCUACAAUUUUUUUCAGCUGCUGUGGGGAUUUAAAGCAACACUAAAGCACUAUUCCUGCUUCGGUCCCCCUACAGGUUGGAAGCGGGAUUGUCCAUUACAUUACAUUAU
Molecule: messenger RNA, 2438 nt
Organism: Sander lucioperca (pikeperch)
Lineage: Eukaryota; Metazoa; Chordata; Actinopteri; Perciformes; Percidae
Product: voltage-dependent calcium channel gamma-4 subunit-like
Exons: 6
Coding region: 548-1891 (447 amino acids)
Biological process (GO): neurotransmitter receptor transport, postsynaptic endosome to lysosome; calcium ion transport; positive regulation of synaptic transmission, glutamatergic
Cellular component (GO): AMPA glutamate receptor complex; postsynaptic density membrane
Molecular function (GO): voltage-gated calcium channel activity; channel regulator activity
Source: RefSeq, a predicted model, not a curated record